AUGUAUUACAAACGAGCGCGUAAGGCAUUCUCUGACGAGGACUGGAACGCCAUCAAAAGCCGCGCUACAGCAAUGGAAGACCCAGCAUUGCACCCGGUUGUGGAGCGAUACCUGAAUAACUUUGAUCUGUCUGGAUCAAGAAUGAAGUUGGACAAGCUGAAAGCCGCAACCUUUAUCGAUGGUAUGGAAGGGAUUGACCUUGGACCUCUAGGGCUUGCAAAUGAAGGCCAGAUCCGGUACGAACUGGAGUUAGUCAGAAAGCUGAUGCUAGAUUGGUGA
This is a messenger RNA of Linnemannia hyalina, 279 nucleotides long. The record is from the annotation of a GenBank genome assembly. NCBI's taxonomy places the organism in Eukaryota, Fungi, Mortierellomycota, Mortierellomycetes, Mortierellales, Mortierellaceae.